CCCUAAUUUUACUUGGGGUCCACAUGGUUCAGGAGAUGUUGUGAAACUCUUGCACCUGACAGAAUUGCUCAUCACUAUCUACAGAUUGAUGCACAGCUCUAUCCUUCAUGAGGUGGCAGAAAAGACAUCACAUUCGUUUCUCAGCAGAAUAAGCACAGCUUCCUAUUACCAUGGAUAAACAGGCCACGGUGGUGUUUCGAAAUGUGGGGCAACUGUACUUCCCCCAAAGCAGAGUGGAGUGCCACUACAGUCUGACCUCUGACCAUCAGUGGAGCAGCAGUGACUGGAUAGGGAUUUUUGAGGUAGGCUGGUCUUCAUUGAAACAGUAUUACACAUAUACAUGGGCUCUAGUUCCUGAAGGCUACACUGAGGGUACCUGUGUCAACUCCUGUGUACUUUUCCAAGCAUCCUACCUGCCCCGCCCCAGUCCCAUGGAGUAUGAGUUUAUAUAUGUGGAUAAGAUGGGAGAGGUGUGUGCCCGUAGUCGCCCCUUCACUUUCCGUGCUCCAAAGCCGCUGGAGGAGCUGGAGACUCUGAGAGAGGAACAAGAUGAGGAGGACGGAGAGGAGGAGAUGCUCCUAGUCAUCCCCAGGGCUCAGCUGCUGCAGAGUCAGCUAGAGGAAUGCUUAAAAAAACAAGCGGAUAUACAGCAGGCUCUGGACAUGACAAAAAAGGAGACAGAGAAUGAGAAAAAAAACAGCAAAAAAGCAAGGAUGGAGUGGGAGCGUGAAAGAGAAGCUAUGAAGGAGGAGAUCUCAGAGCUUAGAGACAACUUGAGACACAACUGUGAGAUGUUGAAGAAGAUGGAUGGAAAACACAAGGUACAGACAGGUCAUGCCACCAGAUUUCUCGGGAAUGUGAAAUAUAGUCAGGAAAAUCUGACCUCUGAACUGAGUAAACUUAUGGCUGAAAAAGCUGAGAGUCAGCAGCGAAUCAAAGAACUGGAGGAGGACAUCAAGGUCCUGAAUGACCGGGAGAAAGAGGAAAACAUGGAACUGGAAAGGCUGAAGGACAGAGUGAAGAAAAUGUCCAGUCAAAUGAAACACGAUGAGGAAAAGAGAAAGACUCUGCAGGUGGAGAAUGAGGCUGCUCUGGUGGAGGCACGAGGGCUGCAGGAGCGUCUGGAGGCUAGUGAGCAUGUAGCUGAGAGCCUGCAUAGGGAGCUGAGAGACCUGGGCACCCGUCAGGGCCAUGCCCACACCGACCUGCACCAAGCCCGGCUGCAGGUGGCCCAGCUCACCCUGCAGCUGUCCGAGGAGAACCUGGUCCUCAGGGAGGAGCGCGCCAACUGGGCCCUGGAAAGAGAGGCAUGCAAACAUGCAGCAGAAACUGAAAAAAAGAAAUAUCAGGAACUGAGCUGUGAGGUGCAGAGGAAGGAGGAGUGGCUCCAGGAGGAGAGGAUGGAGAGGGAGAAACUAGAAGUAGAGCUUGGGCGAGAGAGAGAUCGUAACAGAGUGCUGCUGAGUGAUACUAAGCAAGAGCUGCAGGAGCUGAAAGCCAGUCUGAGGAAAGCCCAGGCAGAGAGAGAGGAGCAGCAGGUGGACAAACAGGACCUGGUCAACUACAUCCGUCAGUUAGAACAGAGGUUGGGGAUUAUGCCGGAAACUAAAUUGGACGGAGAAAUUCCCACAUGUAUCUUUCCCGGCUCUUCCUCUGAGGAUGACGAGGAUGCUUCCUCAGAUCCCCCCAGAUCAAUCUCUUCGCCUCUCUUCCUGUCCACUCACCUGGAACGGCCCAGCAGAGCCGAGAUCCCGGCUGAAACACACAUCCAGAGCAAAGAAGACACGCCAGCCUCUGACACACAGCUUCUGUCUGUUCAAUCAGGAUGUGAGGAGGCAGCAUUGUCAGAACCGAGCUGGUGCAGGGAAGCAACUGAUCCUACCAGAACUCGUCGACCCCGUCCUGAGUGAAUUGGCUGACUCCCCCAUGUGGUAACACAAAGAAGGAUGGACGGCAAGUUGCUUGUUUACCACUGCAAUGCAAGUUCAUGUGGGUCUUAAGAAAACCUAGUAGCAUUUUGUGAUUAUUCUAUUGUUGUUUUGUAGCUGUUCAUGUAGAAAAUGGCCUUCACAAAGGUCAUAUUUAUAGUGUAAAGCUUUUACCUCAUGAGUACCUGUAUUCAAAGAAAACAUUGCAAAAUUUGUAAGUCAGAAUUUGUUUUUAUUAGUGUGGCUAAUGGUUUCAUUACUUUAUAAUUAAUAAAACUCAGGAUGAACAUUAAGUGCUAAUAACACAAUUUUUGUCUGCAUAUGCCUCUCAUCUUCAUGCUCUACUUUAGACUUUCAUAUGCAGACACUAAUUGUCCAAGAAUGUCUUUUAGUUUAUUUCAGACUCCAUUUGUAAUUCCUAGAUUUUCUAGCUUUUUAGCCGGUUAAAAUUUGGGUAUGUUGCAACUGUUUUGAGAAAAGUGUCAAAUGAUGCCACGAUUAGCUUGAAAUUAAUACAUGACAUCUUGUUUUGGUGACAUUUAGCCCAUAACAUCUGCAUGUGAGUGUGAAUCCUGAAACCAUGUCAAAAGUGUGUGUGUGUGUGUGUGUGUGUGUUACAGACAAGUGUGAAAUGUUCUGCUACAGUACGUUGAGCACAGUGUCAGGUUGGAAGAACAUGAAAGUUAAUGUAUGACACUUUUGUUUAUUGAUCUUAGAGAUGGGGCUCUUUUAUAAAAUAUGAUAAUAAAUACAUGUUGAUGGCU
Siniperca chuatsi (mandarin fish) is the source of this 2692-nucleotide messenger RNA. Its product is annotated as calcium-binding and coiled-coil domain-containing protein 1-like. The transcript is spliced from 14 exons. The record is from RefSeq and is a predicted model, not a curated record. The coding region runs from base 171 to 1910 and encodes 579 amino acids. Lineage: Eukaryota; Metazoa; Chordata; Actinopteri; Centrarchiformes; Sinipercidae.